GUAAUAGAAUGCUGAGUCGCCUUCAAAGAUCCGCUAUAAAGAUGCGCAUGUCCCAAGUACGAUAUCUUGCAGAUAGCUUGUAAGUGGUUGUCCGUUGCUGCAUCACUGCUGAGCUGAACAUAUACUUUUGCUACUGAAACUUUUCUGGAUAAAAUCAGCAACUCAAAAAGAUGCGUGAGUGUGUUUCUAUUCACAUUGGACAAGCCGGGUGUCAAAUCGGUAACUCCUGUUGGGAACUGUUCUGCCUAGAACAUGGAAUUGAACCCGAUGGUAGUGUUGUGUCUGAUUCGAAAGUGCCCAGUACCGAUGGAUCCUUCGACACUGAGUCCUUUGACACUUUCUUCAGUGAUACUGGAUCUGAGAAGUAUGUCCCACGAGCAAUAUUUGUUGAUCUGGAACCAACAGUGAUUGAUGAGAUCAAAACUGGACGAUACCGAUCACUAUUUCAUCCUGACCACAUGAUUACACACAAGGAAGAUGCUGCAAAUAACUUUGCUCGUGGUCACUACAGCGUUGGAAAGCAGGUUAUUGACAAGGUGUCUGAUGCACUUCGAAAAGUCGUUGAUCAAUGUACAGGCCUCCAAGGAUUUCUUCUCUUCCAUUCUCUGGGUGGUGGCACUGGCUCUGGAUUUGCUUCUCUAUUGAUGGAACGGCUUUCAGUUGAUUAUGGUAAAAAAUGCAAACUUGAAUUUGUAGUCUACCCAUCUCCCAACAUUAGUACGGCAGUUGUUGAGCCAUACAACUCUGUGCUUGCAACUCAUUUUGAUUUGGACCAUUCUGACUGUGCGUUUGUGAUUGACAAUGAGGCAAUCUAUGCCAUCUGUAAGAAAAGCCUUGACAUUGAGCGCCCUAGUUAUUCAAAUCUCAAUCGACUUGUAAGCCAGGUCGUUUCUUCUGUGACUGCCUCUCUACGAUUUGGGGGGGUUCUCAAUGUUGAUCUUGCUGAUUUUUUGACCAAUUUGGUACCAUAUCCUCGAAUCCACUUCCCGUUGGUGACGUAUGCUCCGAUUAUCUCUCCAGAGAAGGCCCACAAUGAGAAACUCAGCGUUUCCGAACUCACUAACGCUUGCUUUGAACCAGUCAAUCAAAUGGUAAAAUGUGACCCUCGUCAGGGGAAGUACAUGGCCUGCUGUUUACUAUACAGAGGAGAUGUUACCCCCAAGGAUGCAAACUCAGCUAUUGCUGCCAUCAAGACAAAGCGUACCAUACAAUUUGUUGAUUGGUGUCCCACAGGUUUCAAGAUUGGUAUAAACCACCAGCCUCCCACUGCUGUUCCUGGUGGAGAUCUUGCCAAAGUUCAACGCUCUGUUUGCAUGAUGUCAAAUAACACUGCUAUUGCCGAGGCGUGGGCUCGUCUUGACCACAAGUUUGAUCUGAUGUAUGCCAAGCGUGCCUUUGUCCACUGGUAUGUUGGAGAGGGUAUGGAAGAGGGAGAGUUCUCAGAGGCUCGUGAAGAUCUUGCUGCUCUUGAGAAAGAUUACGAAGAGGUGGGAAUGGACACUUCUAUUGCUGCUGAAGGAGAAGACGAGACAGAGGAAGAGUUUUAAAGACUUCAUAUAUUUCAGUAGUAUUAAAAUAAUGCUGUUUUAUUGUUUAUUUAUACUCCCACUACACCCCAUGUCAUUCACUUUCUUUUAAUUAAAAUGUUAUGAUG
Molecule: messenger RNA, 1654 nt
Organism: Halichondria panicea
Lineage: Eukaryota; Metazoa; Porifera; Demospongiae; Suberitida; Halichondriidae
Product: tubulin alpha-8 chain-like
Exons: 3
Coding region: 171-1547 (458 amino acids)
Biological process (GO): mitotic cell cycle; microtubule cytoskeleton organization
Cellular component (GO): microtubule; cytoplasm
Molecular function (GO): structural constituent of cytoskeleton; GTP binding
Source: RefSeq, a predicted model, not a curated record